Amoebophrya sp. A25 is the source of this 2901-nucleotide messenger RNA. NCBI's taxonomy places the organism in Eukaryota, Dinophyceae, Syndiniales, Amoebophryaceae. The record is from the annotation of a GenBank genome assembly.
GGCAAAUAUGAUGGUGAGGAGGUGAUAAGAACUGAGUCAAGGAAAUGCGCGCUACAUCGCGUGGUAGUUGAUUUUUCUACCGAAAAAUCCAUGAGCAUAUCAUCAACAUGAAGCGACUUGAAAAGAAGGCGUAUUCGUCGCUCUUCGAAGGUGCUCUUCGACGAAGUAGAGUUGCAAGUACGGUGAGCAGGGCGACUCGAUGUAGUGUGCAGGCUCUCUCGCGGAUACCACGUAGUAUUCAGCUCCAAGGAAGACGACAUGGACAAGAGCGAAGAUUUGUUACCUUCUUCAGAAUAUCUCGUCGAAAUUUCGCUGCAGCAUCUGCACAUGCCGAGACUCCACCAUAUAAUUCCAGCACUCCACCAUAUUCCACUCGAGUGGCAACCUACUACGAUGUCCUGGGUAUCUCUGACCGUGGAUGCGACCGGACAGUGAUCAAAAAGCAGUUUCGGGAAUUGGCGAAGAAGUAUCACCCGGAUCAUAGCGAGGAACCUGAUGCAGAUCUCCGGUUUCGGGAGGUCAGGGAAGCCUACGAGGUACUCGGAUCCAAAUGGAAGCGGUCGUUGUAUUAUGAUUCUCGAUCCGAUCGCUCCUAGUAAAGUACUUAGAAACUAUUAAGGGUAGGUUAAAGGUGCUUUUCUUACCGCUUUUUAUGCCUCUCCUAAGGGAGAAAGGCAUAACAAGCGGGGUAAGCGAGCACCAAAAACCUACCUCUAAAACUACACAAACAGGCUCGACUUCGAGAGCUCUCUCUGCCUCGUCACUAAAUGAACAGCAUAGACUAAAUGUUGAACUAUUAGAAUCACACAUGGUCGUGUUCAUUUGUGUGACUCUACUCGAGCCUGUUUCGUCCCGGACGGCGCGGCCUGGCCGCAGAGCCGCGGACCUUUAUAACCUCCUUGAACCUUAUAAAAAAAAUCUCGAUCAAGACCUGAGAAACGUGACCAUAUAAAAUGACUCACAACGACCUUAUAAUGACUCACAACCUCCUAUAAUAUCUCGAUCAAGACCUGAGGAACAUAACAGACUUGUCUGAAGACGUGGAAGAAGAGUCUUGGACUGAGCACUGGAAUACGGAGACGGACCGUGAAAAGGAGAGCCGAAGAGAAAGUUAAGUCUUCUCAAGUGUUGUAGGUCUAUAAGGUAACUUCUCAAAUGCUCUUUUCUAUCUUCUUCUGGUCUUUCUGUUUUCUAGUCAGGUCGGCUCCACUACAAUUCUAAACUUGUGUUGUCUUCGGCAAGUUAGUUGAUCAUGAGUAAAAUGAAGAGUGUAGGCGAUAUCAGGGGCACAAACAUGACAUGACAUGUCUUAACCUGCAUGUUGUCUUUGUUCGUAAAGUCAUAGGGACGUACUAGUGCUGCUGGCCAUUUCUAUCACAAAAAAUUCACGUUGCCUUGGUGUGUACACAACACAAAACUUGUUUACAGCAUGUAGAACCUAGUACUACUCAUCAAAUAGGGGUACUACUCAUCAGAUCGGGGAGCCGCAACCUUCUCAUUUUCUAAUAAGAGUAUCAACGCUAUGUGAAUCGCGAGCGGACGGAUAUCCCUCCGCCUUCUCACAGCGCUCCCCUCUUCACUGCGACGCUCGUUGGAGCUGUCGGGGUUAUGAAGAGAAGAAACAGUCAAUUUUGAUUUUCCUUUUUCUUGAGAAGUUCUAGAAUCAAGAAUUGUCUAAACCUGAUGACAAGGCACAGACAGGAGGCAGUUUUCUCUCUCUCUUUUUUUUUGGUUCCCUCUUCGUCCAAUCUUACUCGUCUCUCUCCAUUGAACUAAUUUGAACUAAUUCGAAUUAAUUUUUGGUCGGUUAAUUAAUGUGUUAAGUUGGAGUAUCUACGGCCUUUCUUGUCUUUAACGUCCAAGAGGACGCUCUACUUUGUUUUCGUGCUUCCCUCCUUCAUCCACUCCUUCGGAAUAUGGCGAGCAUGCGUUGCAGUGCCUGAAGUGGAGGGCUAUAAGCAGGAAGAGUCUUUCUCUGAUCCCGAAAUCGACAUGAUGGAGUCGUCUCUCGUUUUUGCGUACUACAACCCCUGUGAAGCGUGCUGGGAACGCAUUAUUGAUUAAGGCUCACGAUAAUUCAUAUCGAUCCCCAUAUCUCUUUAAUUAGUCCUAUUAAUAAUCAAUGCGGUUUCCAUAUCCCUUCUCCUUUUAUUUUCCUUCUUGGAGUCGGAUACUGUGUGCGUAAGAUAUGAAUCACUGUGAGCUCUAAAUUGACCCCUCAUCAGGGGAUUCCGUUCCGGUUAGUCCAGCUCUACUGGCGAGACGAGAAGCCGGAGGAAGAACUGGAGACGAAACCAGCGACACAAACCAUCUGCAGAAACUGGACAAUUACCUUACUGCACAAGAUCUUAGUCGCAUGCGAUCGUACGUGCCCGAGCCACGAUCGCUCUACGCGCUCUACAAUGUCCAUUUAAAAGACGAGGGUGACGAAAAGCCGGAAAAAAUCGUGAACUACCCGCUGAAACCGAAAAUUAAGGCAAGAGGCCAACAUAUUCUAACAUUUGCUACAUUCUAUUUUUGAUUUUAAUAUGUCUUCCUCUCAACUACAACUACAUUGAAAAAUGCGCUCUAGUACAAAAAUAAGUUAGCAGACUACGACCCCCUCUAAUUCUUGGAGACUCGACGACGAAAGUCGUGGCGGACAGCCAGAUGCGAGUGUGGCAAAACUUUGGCCACGGCAAGAACUUCCAGUCUUGUUAAUGUCCCGAUGUCGAGUACGCUAUUGGCCACCAUUGAGAUUUGAUGCUGAGAAAUUAGGCUGGGUGAGGCAGUGAUAUUUUCUUUUCUUGAUGCAUUUGCAAGCCACAUGAAGAAAUUACAAGUGAAAACAAGAAUCAAAGUUCGGAUGGAUGGGCUACAGCUAUUGAAUGAAAGCUUCUUGUGUAGUUGCGAAUUGUGACU